Molecule: messenger RNA, 1173 nt
Organism: Truncatella angustata
Lineage: Eukaryota; Fungi; Ascomycota; Sordariomycetes; Amphisphaeriales; Sporocadaceae
Product: putative serine dehydratase domain-containing protein
Exons: 4
Coding region: 1-1173 (390 amino acids)
Biological process (GO): D-serine catabolic process
Molecular function (GO): D-serine ammonia-lyase activity
Source: RefSeq, a predicted model, not a curated record
AUGGAUUAUUCGCUCGAGCACCACAAGUCCUACAUCGGCAAGCCGGCCUCGGCACUGCCAUCCCCUUCACUCGUGGUAUCUCUACCGGUGGUGAAGAGGAACAUUGCCGCCUUGCAGAAGGACGUCGAAGAAUUGGGCAUUGGCUUCCGUCCACACGUCAAGACACUCAAGACAAUUGAAGUCACGAGACUGAUGCUUGCAGCAGGCAAGUACAGGUCCGUCAUUGCGUCAACCCUGGCGGAGAUCCGCGGGCUCUUACCUCUGGCGAAAGAGGGACUACUAGAUGAGUGCACGUACGGCCUCCCUGUCUUACCAGGCCUUCUCCCACGAUUGUCAGAGUUCAGAGCAUCGAUGAGGAUCAUUCUCAUGAUCGACAACGAACAGCAAAUCGAUGCUCUGGAGGAGGUGUUCAACGGAGACCAAGAAAGGCCCUGGGACGUCUUCAUCAAGCUCGACGUGGGUUCCCACAGAGCUGGGGUGGCUACCGACAGCCCCGCGCUCCGCCGCGUGGUGGAGCGCGCGAACGAGUCGGCCGCCGUGGACAUCUUCGGCUUCUACUGUCAUGCCGGGCACUCCUAUGGCGGUCGCACGCGCGAGGAAGCCGAGGCUACUCUGGGUGUAGAGAUCUCGAGCGUUGUGGCCGCGGCAGCGCUGUUGCCGGGGAAUCGCGAGCUUGUUGUCUCGGUCGGUGCGACGCCCACUGCACACGUUGUCAGUAGCUUCAGAGCUAGAGUACCAGCCAACCUUAAACUGGAGCUGCAUGCAGGGAAUUUCCCCUGUAACGACCUCCAGCAAGUUUCCACAUCUCUUGUAUCAGAAACCGACCAGGCAGUCCGCGUCGCGGCCGAUGUCUGCAGCGUGUAUCCCGAGCGCAAUGAAGCACUCAUCAACGCAGGCGCCAUUGCCCUGUCACGCGAAACCAGCCCUGCUUAUCCUGGAUUCGGUCACCUAGUAGAGAGGCCUCACUGGGGCAUCGUCAGACUUUCCCAAGAGCAUGGCAUUCUCGCACCCCGGGGAAAAGACGCAGAAGUCUCGAAAGAGUUCAAGGUUGGGGACAGGGUCUAUCUAUAUUGCAACCAUGUCUGUAUCACGGCUGCGGCGUUCUUCGUGUAUUUUGUGGUCGACGAAAAUGAUAUCGUAACAGAUACAUGGAUUCCUUGGAAAGGGUGGUAA